Chelonus insularis is the source of this 2986-nucleotide messenger RNA. RefSeq names its product Histamine transporter (gene HisT). The record is from RefSeq and is a predicted model, not a curated record. Bases 837 to 2168 code for a protein of 443 amino acids. Gene Ontology annotation, cellular component: membrane. Gene Ontology annotation, biological process: heme export; transmembrane transport. The transcript has 10 exons. Gene Ontology annotation, molecular function: heme binding; heme transmembrane transporter activity. NCBI's taxonomy places the organism in Eukaryota, Metazoa, Arthropoda, Insecta, Hymenoptera, Braconidae.
ACUAACGAUGCUUAAACCAUCUGAUAAUUUGCUGUUGACGAAUCUCGGCUUCUCUUGUCGUUAUUCCAGUUGAUUUUUAACGCUCCGAGCAUGCGGUUAUGUGACGCUAGCACAACGUAAUAAGGGAAAUCCAAGUAAUUUAACAGAGAUAAACACACGAAGGAAUAAAUAAACAAUAGAAUAUGGUUUAAUACCAAUACCAAUAUACAUAUAUUGAUAUAUCUCUGACAAAUAUACAUACCGGAAUAUUAUAUUGUGAUUCAACAGGCUGAAAAUGCAAUCACGAAAUAUUUUGAUACACCAAUAAAAUUGUAGUUUUGAUAAUUUCAAACACACAGACUCAUUGGUAAAAUUGACAAAUUUAUUGACAUAAAAAUAUUGAACUCAGAAAUAUUUUUAUUACAACAAAGUGAACAAGACAAAUAAAUUAUAAGUGUACCUGAUAACCGUUUAUAAUUCGACAAUAACAAUGUGCAUUAACAGACAAGACUAUUGAUACUUGUCCUUUUAUCUCAAGAUAAGUUUUUUUUUUUGUUUUUUUCUUUCUUUUAUUAAAAAGUACAACAACGGACACUUGAUUUUUUUUAAUCUGAUUAUAUGUUAAUUAACCAAGUAUUAUGAAAUUUGUGAUUAAAACGAUACAAUCACUGGUAAUUACAAGAUACUUGACUCAUUACUCAGAGGAAAAAAUUUGAUUAAAAAAAAAACAAAUACGUCCUGAGGGCCUAAGUGAGACGAUAUUGUUAGGUUUAUCAAAUUUAAUGACUUGUCUGAAUAUUUAAUAUACAAACAAGAUUUUACAUCAUUUUUUUUCUACAUGCGAGUUAACUAAAAAAAUGGGUAGAUCAUCAACAGAUUGUGGUAAAGAUGCAGAGAGUGCUGUUCAGUCAACACAGGUGGUUGAAACAAAGAUUUAUAAAAUAAGAUGGCUGAUGCUAGCGAUAUUUGUAGUAUACAGUGCAUCAAAUGCUAUGCAAUGGAUUCAAUACAGUAUUAUCACAAACAUCGUCGACAAAUAUUACCAUUGUGGAACAUUUGCUGUCAAUAUGACGAGUAUGAUUUAUAUGAUCACUUAUAUUCCAUUUAUAUUUCCAGCUAGUUACGUUCUAGAUAGAUUUGGUCUUCGAUGGGCAGCGAUAGCCGGUGGAUUCGGUACAGCUCUAGGUACAUGGGUCAAAGUAUUCAGUGUUGCACCGGAUAAAUUUUGGCUGGCUUUUAUUGGACAUACAAUAGUUGCUUCUAGUCAAACUUUCGUAUUAUCAGUUCCCGCGAGACUUGCCGCAGUAUGGUUUGGACCGGAUCAAGUGAGCAGUGCUUGUAGCAUUGGGGUUUUUGGUAACCAAUUGGGGAUAGCUGUCGGCUUUUUGUUUCCUCCUAUGCUGGUAUCCAACAGCAAUGACACUAGAAUUAUAGAACAAGGCUUCCGGGCUAUGAAUUAUACCAAUGCUGCAAUCACUUCAAUAGCCUUUCUAUUAAUUCUUAUUUUUUUCAAAGCUAAACCACCUUUACCACCAAGUCCAGCUCAAGCUGCAUUACAUGACAUUGAUAAAUCUGAAGACUUUUUUCAGUCAUUAAAAAGACUAGUCCUUAACUUUGGAUAUAUCAUGCUGCUGCUAAGUUAUGCAGUGAAUGUGGGAAUAUUUUAUGCCAUUAGCACCCUUCUGAAUCAGAUAGUUCUUAAGUACUUUCCGGGUGCUGAAGUACAUGCAGGCAGGAUUGGACUUGCCAUCAUUUGUGCAGGGAUGUUAGGAUCUGUUGUAUGUGGAGUAGUUUUAGAUAAGACUCGAAGAUUCAAGGAAACGACUUUAGUUGUUUAUCUUUUUUCAUUAGUGGGAUUAAUUAUAUUUACAUUUACCGUGAAUUCAGGAUAUAUAAGUGUGAUCUACAUAACAUCUUCAUUACUAGGGUUUUUCAUGACUGGAUACCUACCAGUAGGCUUUGAAUUUGCAGCAGAGCUUACAUAUCCAGAACCUGAAGGUACAUCAGCUGGACUUUUGAAUGCCAUGACUCAAGUUUUUGGGAUAGCAUUUACAAUGUUGUAUGGUUAUUUAUUUGAAGCAUGGGAUGACUUUUGGGCCAACAUUGUUAUGUGUAGUAUGCUGGUACUCGGUGCAAUAAUAACAGCAAUCAUUCCAAACGAUUUAAGGAGACAAAGUGCCAAAGUAUAAUACUCCAGUAUCGAUUAACAGUUAAUUAUUAACUAGAAAAUAUCAGAUUUUAGAAAAAGUAAACUGACCUUUAGAAAUGCCGUCUAUUAAAAUCUCCUAUAAAUAGAUUUAAAAAUGUAAAAUGCAUAGCAAGCUAUAUGCUUGAAUCAUUGUUUUGUGAUUUAUUUUGCCAAAAACUAGUUUAAUCAUUUACAAAACUGUAAUUGUGAACAAGAGUUUUAGUAGUUUUUUGCGAAGCUUUGCAAAGAAAAAAUAUAUAUAUAUAUAUCAACAAAAUUAAUAUCUACAUAUAGUUGAUAAAAGACAAAUUAUAGCUGGAAUAGUUUUUAAAUAUUUUAAAGAUAUAUAUUUUUAGGGACCAUCGAUUACAAUAAUGCAAAUAAAUCAUAGAGGUCUCAUUGUUAUUCUUUACAUAGCAGUAAUGGAAUAUUUUUAUAAAAGUAUUGUAGCUCUUCAGAAUACUAGUAUUAAUAUAGUUCAUCAUUUUUUGGAGUGAAAUUAUCAUUCACAGACAAUAAUAGAGAACAACUGAAAAAUACAUUUGGAACUAUUCUAUAUACAUUUACAUGAAAGCUGGAAAUAUAUUAUAUUAUAAUCAGCGAUUCAUAUUUAUUUAUCAAAUAAUAGAUAUUUUAUUUAUGUACGAUUGAAAAACAGUAUUUUUAAUAAGAUAUUUUAAGAUAUAUAUAAUCUAUUUCUUCUACAUAAAAAAAAAAAUUAACGAAUCGUUAUUAUUAGAUAAAUGUAAUACAUAUCUGUACAAAUAUGUGGAUGGAAUGUUAAUUAAUCUGAAAAGUAAUUAGUAGUUUAGAAUAUAA